AGAAACGAUACAAGGAACGACAGAGCCGGUGCUGACUAAUGGUAAGUUCGGCGUUGAAGCGGAAUACUAGCGGUCACUGAAGGUCGACAAAUGGGCACAGAACCCGGCAAUAAAAGUCGGCACAACACCCUUGGACUCGGAUAAGACUUCCGGCUUCGACUUCUCGAAUGACUUCGAUGAUGAUCUGCUCUUCUUCUCCUCGCUCUAUAUGCGGACGUGAUCACAUACUGCGGAAGACUCAUCCUGUCUGUGCCCGCGGCGGAAUACGAUCUCGUCACCGACAACCUCACCCUGCACACCCAUAUGGGGAAAAUAACAAUAACCCUAGUAAAAUCACAAAGCGCCAAGCACAAAACUGCGAAGCCCAGCACCGCUUUCUUGAGCGCCGCGGGCAAGAGCGCACACACCUGCUCGAUCUCCUCCAAAAACUAGGAGCCGAGAAUGACCGGCUCUCGAACCUGCUGGACCAGACAAGACAGAAGUAUCUUACUCUCGAGACGCCCACAAAGCAACUGCAUACAGAGGCGGAUAUCCUGCGCUGCUGGCUUCAGGAGAUGAUGUCCUUGAUGACAGGAGGAUCCAGCAUCAGGAUCUAGCCGAGGAGGUGCUGGAAGCGGUUGCGGGAAGCUGCUUCUAUGAAUGCUGGCGGAAGGGAAAUUAGCGGUUGAGAGCGUUUAUUGUGCUUCAGACGCUCGCGGGAGUGUUCGCGGGUGUCGAGAGGGAGGGGCUUAGGGCAGUAUUAUAGGGAGCAUAUCUGGAAUGAGUGGCGUGGUUAAAGAGGUCAUAUUGUCAAGGAACGAGGAUAGGAAGUAUACCGAAGGGUGUUGGAGCUCACAGCCAGACUUAGUAAUUUAAUGUAACGAUUCCCUUGCUUUCCAUUGCAUCAACACUUGACUGCUCAGCCAUUGUCUCCUGAGAUAUUCACAGGUGGAAUUGCGAGGCAUUUUCUGGACAUAGGCUAAGGUUUAGAUAUCGUUUCUAAGCUAUGAAGUAG
Molecule: messenger RNA, 994 nt
Organism: Aspergillus calidoustus
Lineage: Eukaryota; Fungi; Ascomycota; Eurotiomycetes; Eurotiales; Aspergillaceae
Source: the annotation of a GenBank genome assembly